ACCCGAGAAAAAUAUAGUGAACACCAGGGUACUUCCGGCUGUUCUUAAAGGGACUGGGAAAAAGGUCUAACCAGAAAUUUCAUUCCUUAAUUUUGCUGGAUUGUUUCUUUGUAGAUGUAUCCCUUAUAGACUGGAAGUAAUACACAAAAUAUAUACAUUAAGAAGGAAAUGACUACCUUCUGGAGCAUGAGACCUCUGUUGUCAUCUCUGUUGCAGGUGCCGGGCUUCAUCUCCCCGUGGUCCCGCCCCUUCCUGUCGAGGACCAUGGCGACACUCAAUCAGAUGCACCGAAAGGGCCGACCUCCACCCCCGCAGCCCCGCAUUGGAGCCACUUUCGGCCGCCCCCAGCUCAAGGCGGUGGUCCUGAAGACCCUCAUCCGGAAGCCGAAAAAGCCGAACUCUGCGAACCGCAAGUGCGCCCGGGUGCGCCUCUCCAAUGGCCAGGAGGCGGUGGCGUUCAUUCCCGGCGAGGGACACAAUCUCCAGGAGCACAAUGUGGUACUAGUGGAGGGGGGCAGAACACAGGACUUACCGGGGGUGAAGCUGAAAGUGGUGCGGGGCAAGUAUGACUGUGCGCAUGUCGUGAAGAAGAAGCAGUGAAGAUGGAGAAGACCUUCCCAGAUGGGGUUUGGUUUGCGUCCCGCUUGUGAGGAUGAACAGUGUGAAUCGUGACAACAGUGACAUGUAUCAAUUCUCGGGUUCGUUUGUGUCCAGCUACUUUUUGUUUUCCCUGAAAAUAAAUAUUGUUUUGUUUGGAACCAUG
Messenger RNA from Brienomyrus brachyistius, 763 nucleotides. RefSeq names its product mitochondrial ribosomal protein S12 (gene mrps12). Gene Ontology annotation, cellular component: ribosome; small ribosomal subunit. NCBI's taxonomy places the organism in Eukaryota, Metazoa, Chordata, Actinopteri, Osteoglossiformes, Mormyridae. Gene Ontology annotation, biological process: translation. Gene Ontology annotation, molecular function: structural constituent of ribosome. The transcript is spliced from 3 exons. The record is from RefSeq and is a predicted model, not a curated record. The coding region runs from base 169 to 600 and encodes 143 amino acids.